CCGGCGCCCGCGGUUCCGCCCUCGCGUCCCUCCUCCUUGGCAACCGACGCCCGCGCCCCGCCCCCUCCACGAGCAGCGCCGCGGCUGCCAAGCUGCUGCGGACCGGCGUUCCAAGACACCAGAGACCCGCGGGCCACUCGGCACCUAGGCGGCUUCCAGUCCUGCGAACACCUGCAGAAGCGAGGGACUAGCGCCGCAGUCUAGGGCCCACUGCGUCCUGCUGCGCAGGGACGUCCACCGGCACCCUCUGGAGUAGUGGAUUUCGUAUCCUGCUGCUGGGCACAUUCUGAAUGCUCAGUUGGGUUCCAGCAGCAGUAGAUAAGGCCCUCCCAAGUGACUGCCAGCCAGCUCCUCUGCCAUCCCCCCUUCCUCACUCCCCACUGAGAAUCUGGAGAUUCAGCAGGAGACGGGCCAUGGAGACCGGAGGACUUGGCGGCCCCACCGCCCACUCGGAGGGCAGCAGCAGUGGCAGUGAGAGCUCCAGAGAUGGUUCGAGGUGCUCCACCCCCAGCCUGGAUCCCGAGCGGCAUGAGAGACUCCGGGAGAAGAUGAGGCGGAGGAUGGAAUCUGGUGACAAGUGGUUCUCCCUGGAAUUCUUCCCUCCUCGAACAGCCGAGGGAGCUGCCAACCUCAUCGCCAGGUUUGACCAGAUGGCAGCAGGUGGUCCCCUCUUCAUUGAUGUGACCUGGCACCCAGCAGGGGACCCUGGAUCAGACAAGGAGACCUCCUCCAUGAUGAUUGCCAGUACCGCUGUGAACUACUGUGGCCUGGAAACCAUUCUGCACAUGACCUGCUGCCGGCAGUGCCCGGAGGAGAUCACGGGCCAUCUGCACAAAGCCAAGCAGCUGGGCCUGAAGAACAUCUUGGCGCUGAGGGGAGACCCCAUAGGUGACCAGUGGGAAACUGAGGAGGGGGGCUUCAGCUAUGCUGCAGACCUCGUGAAGCACAUCCGAAGUGAGUUUGGGGACUACUUUGACAUCUGUGUGGCAGGUUACCCCAAAGGCCACCCAGACGCACAGAGCUUUGAGGACGACCUGAAGCACUUGAAGGAGAAGGUCUCGGCAGGCGCCGACUUCAUCAUCACCCAGCUCUUCUUCGAGGCCAACACCUUCUUCCACUUUGUCAAGGCCUGCACUGCAACGGGCAUCACCUGCCCCAUCCUCCCCGGGAUCUUCCCUAUUCAGGGCUACUCCUCCCUCCGGCAGCUCAUGAAGCUGUCCAAGCUGGAGGUGCCGCAGGAGAUCAAGGAUGUGAUCGAGCCCAUCAAAGACAACGAUGCUGCCAUCCGCAACUAUGGCAUCGAGCUGGCCGUGAGCCUGUGCCGGGAGCUUCUGGCCAGUGGCCUGGUGCCUGGCCUCCACUUCUACACUCUCAACCGCGAGGUGGCCACCACAGAGGUGCUAAAGCGCCUGGGCCUGUGGACUGAGGACCCCAGGCGUCCCCUGCCCUGGGCUAUCAGCGCCCACCCCAAGCGCCGGGAAGAAGAUGUGCGUCCCAUCUUUUGGGCUUCCAGACCAAAGAGCUACAUCUACCGCACCCAGGACUGGGAUGAGUUUCCCAAUGGCCGCUGGGGCAACUCGUCCUCGCCAGCCUUCGGGGAGCUGCGGGACUACUACCUCUUCUACCUGAAAAGCAAGUCCCCCCGGGAGGAGCUGCUGAAGAUGUGGGGGGAGGAGCUGUGCAGCGAGGAGAGCGUCUUCGAGGUCUUCGCACACUACCUCUCGGGGGAGCCAAACCGGCAUGGCCACAAGGUGACCUGCCUGCCCUGGAACGACGAGCCCCUGGCCGCCGAGACCAGCCUGAUGAGGGAGGAGCUGCUGCGCGUGAACCAGCGGGGCGUCCUCACCAUCAACUCCCAGCCCAACAUCAACGGGAAGCCGUCCUCUGACCCCGUCGUGGGCUGGGGCCCCAGCGGGGGCUAUGUCUUCCAAAAGGCCUACCUGGAGUUCUUCACUUCCCGCGAGACCGUGGAGGCCCUUCUGCAGGUGCUGAAGAAGUACGAGCUCCGGGUCCACUACCAUAUCGUGGACGUGAAGGGUGAGAAUGUCACCAACGCCCCUGAACUUCGGCCCAACGCGGUCACAUGGGGCAUCUUCCCUGGGCGGGAGAUCAUCCAGCCUACGGUGGUGGAUCCUGUCAGCUUCAUGUUCUGGAAGGAUGAGGCCUUCGCCCUGUGGAUCGAGAGGUGGGGCAAGCUAUAUGACGAGGAGUCCCCGUCCCGCAUGAUCAUCCAGUACAUCCACGACAACUACUUCCUGGUCAACCUGGUGGACAAUGAGUUCCCGCUGGACAACUGCCUGUGGCAGGUGGUAGAAGACACAUUCGAGCUGCUCAACAGGCCUGCGCAGAGCGAGAGGGAGUCAGAAGGUCUAUGACCUUGCGUCCUGACAGCCAUGGCUUGGCCACUGGUAUCCAGCCAUUCCCCCCCCCCACAUCCUGGCUCUCCUUUAUCCAAAGCCUGGGCCUCUUCACCCCGCUGAUGAUGGCGACUAGGCCGAUGUGAGGCUUCCAGGCUCUGGCUGGACCUGAGGCAGUGGCACAGGGGAGCCUGGUGCUCCCUGGUCCAGCCAGGGUCGGGGUCAGUCUCUCUGGUGAGAGCACUGCCACCCUGCAGGGGAGCACGGUGGUGCACACCACCUCCCUGAGGAAGCGGGAGACUGGUGGUUGCACCUGAGCCCUCACACCAGGGAGCCUGUGGAUCCGGCUGGGACUCCAGUGAACUUGUACUUGGGCCUGUGUAAGAUGGGCAGAGAGACCACGGGUGACAGGCACUGUGGCAUUGAGGACACUUGGCUAAGUGAAGGGGCUGCACCCUUGCACCUCUAGAUGCUGGCAGCAGCCCCACCUGUGAUUAUAGGGGAAGACCUCGCACAUGGCAGGCCACGCCAGGCCCUGGACAGCCUUGGCGGACCCCUGACGACCAGGCACUGCUGCUCUUGACCUCCUGCUGUUUGAAAGCCUCGUCUGUGUUCUGAGGGCUUGAGAAACAGUGCCCUUGAAGGGUUCAAGUCUGUCCUAACCCUUGUGCUUUCUGGGCCCGUUGCCUUCUCUCCUGUCCCACUGUCAGAGGCAAAGAUGAGACGCCUGAGCAGGC
Ictidomys tridecemlineatus (thirteen-lined ground squirrel) is the source of this 3094-nucleotide messenger RNA. Lineage: Eukaryota; Metazoa; Chordata; Mammalia; Rodentia; Sciuridae. The record is from RefSeq and is a predicted model, not a curated record.